GGGAAGGAGGCUGUAUACUCUUACAGUCCCCAGGGCUCUGUAGCCUCUCACCUUCCUGCCUAUCCCUGAUCCUUGCCUACCCUGUAUUUAUUAUCAAGUUUGUUGUUUAUAUGGAUGGCUGAGAGGCCCUGCACUAUAACUUAGGCUCCUAGUGCCCUUUUCCUUGGGUUCUUUUGCUCCUUGACCUGUCCAACCCUGGACAAUUGGCUCUACCUCAGCAACUUUAUAGCAGAACCAGUGCAAAUAAAAAUCCCUCAGUGACCUCACUAGUUGUGAGUAUAUUAGACACGGGAAACGGUUGGGGGCCAUCAGCCUGUGUGAGGUGGGUGUGUAUGCUUGGUGUUGGUGACUGUAUUUAGUCACAGUGAAGACAUGGUUCAUAAUGGAAAUCUGACUGCAUUCAUUCAGCACUUUUUACAGGUUUCUGGUAUCAGAUAUUAAAGUAGGCUUAUUUGUCAGGAUUCCUUCUGAGACUUUCAGAGGAGAAACGACCAAAUCAGAAAAUACCAGGAACUACCAGAGGGUUGUGGGAGCUCAGAUGAGACUUAUAAAGGUAUUUCAGAAGACUUCUGAAGAGUUUACAUAUUUGAGUGCUGAAGAUCUCGUUAGUAAGCCUAGAGAAAAUGUAAAAAUUGUACAGGGCAGUACACUGAUAUGCAAGCUUCCAGAGGUUGACGUGGUUAGGGUCAGCAGGUACUUUUGGUGUUUGAAUUUGUUCCUGAGAGCAAGCUAGGAGACAUUAGAAAAACCUGUUUGGUGCCACGUGACAGAUCAUUAGCCAUUUGUCCCUAAGGAAUUGGUGCCUGGCUGUCUGGGCAGCAGGACUCAGUGACCGAGCGAGCUACCGCCCCGGAAAUGACGCGCUGCCCCGCUGGCGGUGCGGAAGUGGAGAUGGCGGAGCUCUAUGUAAAGCCGGGCAACAAGGAACGCGGCUGGAACGACCCUCCGCAGUUCUCGUACGGGCUGCAGACUCAGACUGGUGGACCCAAACGCACACCCCUUACUAAAAGGGUCGCGGCCCCACAGGAUGGAUCCCCUAGAGUCCCAACUUCAGAAACUUCUGGACCACCUUCAGUGGGUCAUCCACCUCCUUCAAGUAAGGCCUCCAGGCCUCCACCUAUGGGGACAUGUCCUGCUGCUAGUGUGGAGCCCCCAAGCUCCCCAGUCACUGAAUCUGAAGCUCUGAUUGAAGAUGUAUUGAGACCUCUGGAACAGGCACUGGAGGACUGCCGUGGCCACACAAAGAAACAGGUGUAUGAUGACAUCAGCCGACGCUUGGCACUGCUUCAGGAACAGUGGACUGGAGGGAAGCUGUCAAUGCCUGUGAAGAAGAGGAUGGCGCUACUAGUGCAAGAACUUUUACACCACCAGUGGGAUGCAGCAGAUGACAUUCACCGCUCACUCAUGGUUGACCAUGUGACUGAGGUCAGUCAGUGGAUGGUGGGAGUUAAAAGAUUAAUUGCAGAAAAGAGGAGUCUGUCUUCAGAGGAGGCCAAAGAAGAGAAGUCGACAGUGACACCCGAGAACCAGACAGUACUGGGCUUCCACAGCCUUCAUAACCCUGGGGGCUCCCCGGACUCACUCAAAUGAUCUAUCUAUGCCUUGGUGUGGAAGGCUCUUUUCACUUGGCUCCCAUUACCACCAGGGGAGACUAUUGGCCCUGUUGGGCCUGACCAAAGAUUCUAUCUGGGCCACUGCAAGAUCACUUGUUACUCAUAAUAUGUACAUUUCAAUAAACAUCCCAAUGGUGGCAAGUGGGUAGGAAAGAUGA
Molecule: messenger RNA, 1771 nt
Organism: Mesocricetus auratus (golden hamster)
Lineage: Eukaryota; Metazoa; Chordata; Mammalia; Rodentia; Cricetidae
Gene: Sra1
Product: steroid receptor RNA activator 1
Exons: 5
Coding region: 856-1590 (244 amino acids)
Biological process (GO): regulation of transcription by RNA polymerase II
Cellular component (GO): nucleus
Source: RefSeq, a predicted model, not a curated record